UUGCACGCCUUUCGUGCAGCGGGGCGUGCAGGUGAUGCGGGACAAGCAGGAGAUAGCCGACGCCCAGGCAGAGCUCACCCGUCUGCACCACCUCUCCCUCGCCUCUGCCCCUGCCCCUGCACCUGCUACCGCCACCCCCUGCACCACCCUUGCGCUUCCCCCCCCCUCCUCCCCCUCCUCUCCCCCCUGCUGAUGCCCAGCAGGCCCAGGUCUUCUCUCCUCCCGCCGACCCCUCUGUUUCUGCCCCACGACCCCCCUCCGCUCCUGCUCCGCCCCCACCCAACGUCGCUGCUGCGCCUGCCCCUCCUGCUUCUUACUCCGCCCCUCCUUCCGCUCCUCCUGCUCCUGCUCCUCCGGCCACGCCGCCCCCGGCCCCUGCCAGUGCUCCUCCCGUGGCUGCUGCUGCUCCCGCUGCUGUGAGCUACCCGUCCCUUGCACCCAGUGCGGCGGGGCUAGCGCAGAUUGGGCAGCAAAUGUCCCACAUGCACGAGCAGGCGCAGGCGCAGGCACAGGCGCAGGCACAGGCGCAGGCACAGGCGCAGGCACAGGCACAGGCACAGGCGCAGGCACAGGCGCAGUCGCAGGCGCAGGGUGGUAGUUAUCAGGUAGGGCAAGGGCAAUACUACCAGCAGCAGACAGUGCAGCAGCAACAGUUGCAGCCACAGCCGCAGCAGCAGCAGCAGCAGCAGCAGCAGCAGCAGCAGCAGCAGCAGCAGGUGCAGGAACAGCAGCAACAGGUGCAGCCGCAGCAGCACACUCAACAGCAGCCACAUCCGCAGCAACAGCAGCACCAGCCGCCACAGCCGUUUCAACAGCAGCAGCAGGCAGCAGCGCAGCAGCAGGGAAGCACAGGAUAUCCCAGUUCCUCGUCCUACUCCGAAGCACAGCAGGCACAGGCACAGGCACAGGCACUGGCACAGGCACAGGCACAGGCACAGGCACAAGGGCAGGCGCAAACCCAGUAUUCUGGGAACAAUGCAGCCUAUCCAUCCCCACCGAUGCCGCAGCAGCAGCAGCAGCAGCACCUUCAGCAGCAACAGCAUUUCCAGCAGCAGCAGCAGCAGUAUCAGCAGCACCAGGAGCACCAGCAGCAGCAGCAGUUUCAGCAGCAGCAGCAGCAGCAGCACCAGCAGCAGCAAUUGCAGGCUGGACAAGCGGCAGUGGUAGGGGCAAUGGCAGCAGCACAGCAGGCACCACCGUCCCUACCCAUGCUGCCAGCAACCACUGCUACUGGCCAACAGCAGUGGCAGCAGCAGGCACCGCAGCAGCAGUUUCAGAAGCAGCAACGGCAGGAACCAGCGGGUCAGCAGCUGGCGCAAGGGGUACAGCAGCAGCAGUACGGUAUUGGUGACGCAGUUAGCCCAGCACAGGCACAUGCACAUGCACAGGCACAGGCACAAGCACAGGCACAGGCACAGGCACAUGCACAUGCACAGGCACAGGCACAGGCACAGGCACAGGCACAGGCACAGGCACAUGCAGGGCCAGAGCAACAAGCACAGGAGCGAUUGCAUGUGGCUUACAACCAGCAGCACCAGAUGGGAGAACCAGAGACAGCACCACAGACAGCACCCAGCGCCCCUCCUCCUCCAUCUAGCACCAUUCCACCCCCACCACCACCAACGCCCCCGCCACCCCCCCCUCCUGUUGCUCCUGCUGCUCCUGCUGUCCCCGCCCCUCAUGUCCAGCCUUCCCCCCCAAAUGCUCCUCCUCUCCCUCCCCCGCCUCCUCCUCCUGCUGCUCCGCCCCCUCCUCCUCCCUCUCCCGCCCCCCCACCCACUGCCCCUCCCCCAUACAGCACACAGCCACCAGGGGAAGGGCCUCGUUUCCCCCCAUCUGCUCCCCCUCCCCUCCCCCACAACAAAUUCCGCCUCCCCCUCCUCCUCUGGAUACCCCCCUCCUCCUCCUCCUUCCCUCCACAUGUAUGCGUCUCCCAUGCCGCAUGGCAUGUACUAUCCCCCUGCUCCUCCCCCAUAUGCCAUGCCCCCUCCCCCUCCUCCACAACACAUGUCAAUGCCCCCUUAUAUGAGCAUGCCUCCCCCGCUGCCGCCGCAGCAGCAGCACCAGCACCAGCACCAGCACCAGCAGCACCAGCAGCACCAGCAGCACCAGCAGCACCAGCAGCAGCAGCAAUACCCACCUAUGCCGCCCCAACCACCUUACCCCCAGCCCCCCACAUACCCUUACCCUCCCCCUCCGCCUCCCCCUGGCGCCCCUCCAGAUCCCCCCAUGCAGCCCCCGCCCUACUACACCACCCCUCCCCCUCCCCCGCCCCCCAGCUACCCAUCCUCCUCUUCCCCAGGGGCCUUCCCAGCCCCUGCAACACCCCUGGCCGUUGCACAGCCAGUACCAGCGGGGGGUGGGGCACGGGGCGCAGGGGGAGGCGGGGGAGGAGCGAAGGGGGGAGUGAGGGGAGGGGGCGGGAGGCGAGUCACCUUCGCUGAUCCUGUGAGUGCGGCAAGAGAAGGUGCCGGAGGGCCAGGAGCAGGGGGGAGGGCAGGGGAACGAGCAGUAGGGGGGGGUGCUGGGUCCGGGGCACCUGUGAGUACAAGGAGCGUGCCGCUAGAGAAGGUGGUGGAUGACGUGGCGAGCAUGGGGUUUGCGAGGGAGCGUGUGAGGGCGGCGGUGCAGCAGCUGAUGGACUCGGGCAGAGGGGUGGACCUGAACGCAGUGAUUGACAAGCUCAUGAACGGGUGAGGGAGCAUGGAGCUGGCUUGUGAGUGCACUCAGGGAUCUGUUGGUCCCUUGGCAGUCACGAUCUGCUGAGUUUACUCGCAAGGGGCAUGGACCUGGUUUUGAGGUGCCUCAAAGGGGCAUGGACCUGGAUGCAGUGGUUGACAGUCCCAUGAACGGGUGAGGGGAGAGGGGGGAGGGGUAAAGGGGGAGGGGAGAGGGAGGGCAUGGUGGGCAGUGGACGGUGGGUGGCAGGCGUUGGCUGAACCAUCUCCACGGACUGGGAGAGUGGGGCACUGGGGGUACUUAAUGAGAGGCGUGCAUCUCAUGUGCCUUGCGACGACGGUUGGUUGAAGCAUGGGUGAAGCUGGGGACCUGAACAGAGACGGGUGAGGCGUGGCAGAGAAGGGGGGACACAGGACACAGAUGCAGUGGGGUGGCUGGGCUGUGAGAGUGGAGUGUGGCACGGGAAGGUGGGCCUUUGGGAGUGCUCAUGUUCAAGUAUAAGUAUGGCACUACCGGUACUUGUUGGCUAGUGGGCAGACACUGGUGGUGAUGUCUGUUACUUCUUGGGAAUGGAUGGAUAUGGUAAUCAUCUCACUUGCGUCUCUAGUGUAAUCAUUUUGUUAUCUGCAGUACCGUUACCAGUAGUAACUCUUUUGUUUCUUUCUUGAUCUAUGUAAGGAAUUAGUAAUUCCUUACUGAGGCUUGCUACAGGGCAUACGACUCGAACAGUCCCGAACCAUCGCCAGGGUUCCAGACCUAUCAGUUCGAGCCUCCUGGGCCUUACCGGACCUCGCUACGACACAUCGAGGCCCUUCGAUACUUUUCC
Messenger RNA from Closterium sp. NIES-67, 3505 nucleotides. Lineage: Eukaryota; Viridiplantae; Streptophyta; Zygnematophyceae; Desmidiales; Closteriaceae. The record is from the annotation of a GenBank genome assembly.